This is a messenger RNA of Wasmannia auropunctata (little fire ant), 1634 nucleotides long. RefSeq names its product IST1 homolog (gene Ist1). The coding region runs from base 208 to 1299 and encodes 363 amino acids. Lineage: Eukaryota; Metazoa; Arthropoda; Insecta; Hymenoptera; Formicidae. Gene Ontology annotation, biological process: protein transport. The record is from RefSeq and is a predicted model, not a curated record. The transcript has 6 exons.
CAGAUGAUCAUCACCCUGCUAGUCAUCGUCCAUGAUGCAAGUAGACUAUUUGUGUCUUGAAUCAUGGUCAUUGUCGUAUUUGUCAUUCUCUUAAUUGCUCUUAAUCAGUGAAAAGGUUAUGCUAUCGUUAUCAAAAGUUUUUAGCAGAAGAAACGAAAAAACAGUUGGUGACGCAAGCACGCGCGAGUACACAGAAACGCAUCAAGAAUGUUCUCGAGUGGACCAAAUUAUACUAAAUUGAAGACGCAUUUACGUCUAGCGAUCAAUCGUUUGAAAUUGCUAGAAAAGAAGAAAACAGAAUUGGCGCAGAAGGCACGUCGCGAGAUCGCCGAUUUUAUUGCCGCUGGUAAAACAGAACGUGCUAAAAUUAGGGUGGAACACAUCAUUCGUGAGGAUUACAUGGUAGAAGCGAUGGAGUUAUUGGAGAUGUACUGUGAUCUAUUGCUAGCACGUUUUGGUCUUAUCCAGCAAAUGAAAAAUCUUGACGACGGGUUGGCAGAAGCUAUAUCAACCAUUCUUUGGGCAGCACCUCGUAUUCAGACGGAUGUUCAGGAAAUCAAAGUGAUAGCAGAUAUCUUGACAUCUAAAUAUGGUAAACAAUAUACAGAAGCAUGUCGAGAAGAGGCAAUUCAGACCAUAUCAGAGAAGCUAAAACAUAAAAUGAGUGUGCAAUCGCCAUCAAAAUUGCUUGUGGAAAAAUAUUUAAUAGAAAUCGCCAAGAAUUACAAUGUGGAAUAUGAACCAGAUCCACAAAUAAUGGCAGAAGCUCAGGAUGCGAUGUUAAUAGACAUAGGAGCCAAUGGAGAAGAAUCGAGAAACAAUUUGGAUACAGCCAGUGGAGGAGGAAUACCUCAUCCUCCUGGCUUUAUAGGUUUUCCACAGGCACCUCUAUUACCUGAUUCUGGAUUUCAUUCAAACAUGGAUUCAGAGAAAGAUACUUCUACAUUAGGAUUUAUAUCUCCAAAAUCACCAUCUUCUGUUGAGAAGGAUCAAAAUACUCCUUUCAAUCCCACUGCAUUUUCGUACAAUAUACCUCUAGACAAUGCCAAUUCUAACAAACCCGAAGAAGAUUUACCACCGCCGUACCGGCCUGACUUCCCACCUGAUUUAAAUAAACAGUCAGAUGAGAAACCCAAGCCCCAGCCAAGAUCAAAGAUGCCGAUGAACAACUAUCAACUUCCGGAUCUGCCAGCAGUGCCGACAGAGAACAAUGAUUCGCCCGUGAAUCCAUCUGUGAAUGAUGAUAUUGAUUUUGACGAUUUGAUGAAACGAUUUGAAGAUCUGAAGAAGAGGAAGUAAUGGUCGACAGAUAUCAAAGCAAUAUAUCUAAAACAUGUUUUUGUUUUCACUUUAUUAUUGUUUAGCAAUCGCGCGAGACUGCUGUAUGUAGUAAUGGCUUCUGCAAAAGGAAAAGGUUUAGCAAAUUUAAGACAGUUUGCUAUAUGCUUUUGCAAAGAGAAAAAUAAAAAUGUAUAGUUAUACUUUGUCCGCGAAUUAAGUAUGUAUAAAUUGUUAUAAUAUUAACUAAGUACAAUAUGUAUUAAUUUAAUAUAUAUAUUUUUACGAUUAUUAUAUGUCCUUUAUAAUGUUUUAUAAUAAGUAUAUAAGUUAAUAUCAAGUCAUAUUUUAGAGAA